AUGGAGUACUCGACUGAAGAUAUCACAGCAGCGAGGAGCUUGCAGUCCACUAAGUACAUGCUUGGUGCGUACUACCUGAACCCCAUAUUCUUUGUCCUGACACAGUUCAGCGUCGGUGGCUACAUUUUGGGUAGGCUUACUCCGAUCUCUUCACGUCUGCCAUCAAACUCGUUUAUCCAGACCUAUGACUAUGCAUGUUCACUUCAUGGAGAGUGGGCAUUUUUGCUUCUAUCGCGCUGGUGCAAGAUGAAAGGCCUGUAUAUUGUCACACGAUACCUUCCUUUUAUCUUUCUCACCACUAGUCUAUAUGCGAGCUUUACCCCGGAUGAAAACCCAGGUAAAUGCCGGAUGCUGGCAAAUAUUCGAUCAGGUCUUGGUAUGGUAUUAGUCAUUUUUUCAGAAUGUAUCUCUCUGUUCCCUCAUAUUAUGCGUGCUUCUGAUCCAACUCGUUCAGGUUUUUUUAUCCUGAGGACAUAUGUGCUCUGGAACAGAAAUAGAAUCUUGCUCGCAGCUAUGCUUUCCACUUUGUUCGCUUUCCUCGUAGCAUCCUUCUGCAUCACCUUCGACACUACCGUCCCCGCAGCAUAUACGACUAGCGCGAUCCCGGGCAUCACAGGGUGCUAUCGGAGUUCGACCAGUUACCAACUCUUCAUUCCAUUUCUUCUCUCUUCCGUGUUCGAACUGGGAUUCAUGAUACUCACGCUCAUACGCGCCAUGCAAGAUUGGCGGACAAGCUCAGGCUGUCUGUACGUUGUCCUGGUGAACCAUAACAUAUCCUAUUAUGCAUGCAAUCUUUUGUUAUCGGUGACGACCAUCUUCACAUUAUUGCUCCUCCAGGAUACCUACCAGACCAUUUUGGAUGCUUUCCAGUUCGUGAUACUUCCAAUCCUUGCCACCCGCAUGCACCUCCAUCUCUGGCAAGUGGACCGACGUGCACAGGACUCUGACACCCUCAUGAGCAUUCCAAUGUCAGAUAUCUCAUUUGCAGAUUUCACCGCGUGA
Messenger RNA from Suillus bovinus, 1002 nucleotides. RefSeq lists its product as uncharacterized. The coding region runs from base 1 to 1002 and encodes 333 amino acids. The record is from RefSeq and is a predicted model, not a curated record. Lineage: Eukaryota; Fungi; Basidiomycota; Agaricomycetes; Boletales; Suillaceae. The transcript is spliced from 12 exons.